Messenger RNA from Morus notabilis, 2619 nucleotides. RefSeq lists its product as uncharacterized. The coding region runs from base 402 to 2303 and encodes 633 amino acids. The transcript is spliced from 4 exons. NCBI's taxonomy places the organism in Eukaryota, Viridiplantae, Streptophyta, Magnoliopsida, Rosales, Moraceae. The record is from RefSeq and is a predicted model, not a curated record.
GGGAGGAAGGAACUGUUUGGUGAAAUAAAAUGAAAGGUGGUGGGAUUUUUCUUUCUUUUUUUAUUAUUAUUUAUUAUAUUUCUUUGAGAAGCUCCUCUCCUCUUUCAGACAUCAAAUAUCUUCUUCUUCAGUUCUUCUUCUUCUUCUUCUAAAAAUCAAAGCAAAAACAAAAUUUACUUCCUUUUCUUUUAUUAUUAUUGUUAAAAAUUAAAAAUAAAGAUAGUCUUUUAUGCCCUCCGCCGCAGUCAAAACUAACCAAAAAUAUAUUUUUUUUUUUCUUUUGUCAUCUUCAUCAAUCGAUCUGUCUGUAAUAUCUCUUGUUUCCACUUUACAAUUCCAUGGAAUUUGAUCCCAACUAGCUUAAACCCUUACUUCUCUACAAAAAAACCCAAAAAAGAGAAAUGCAUAACCGCCAUCGGAGUCCGGGAAAUGGCUACAGGUCAUCGGCUUCUUCCUGCUUCGGCGUCGCUCCUCCUCCCCCGCCACCACCGCCGCCUCAGCCGCGCCGCGCCAGCUCCUUUCAGCCGCCGCGCAAAGCCGACGUCUUCGCCGAAGCCGGCCGUCUCGCCGCGGAGUACCUCGUCUCCCAGGGCCUCUUACCCCCAACCGUCCUUUCCUCCUCCUCCUCCGUCGCCGCCGCCGCCGCUUACAAGAGAUCAUUCCUCCGCCCACCGCCACCGCCGCCGGAUUCCGCCGAUAGUCUAGCUGGGGCGGCGGAGGGACGGGCCUCCGCGCUCUCCCGGUUAGGGAAUCCGGCGGUUAGGAGGAGAUUCAACGUUGAUGAGUUCAGGAGUAAGGGCUCCGCAAGGAGAAGACCUUUCCGAGGUUAUGGCUCCUCCGAUUGGGGACGCGAUUAUUCCAGAACUCCCUCUUUUCACGACAGAUUCCCCAGAGAUUCGCCUGAUUUUGAUAUCGAUAGCGACGGCGAUGUCGCUGGCGAUGGCAAUUCUAUUUCGGAGCCGACUCCUCGUCCGGCGGAGAACUUGCCUUCCAAAAACGAAGAAGAACCGGCAAUGGUAGCAGCACCACCAGCACCAACACCUGAUUCUGAUGAUGAUAGUGAUGGUGAAGAUUUGAACUUUAAGCAAACUGAGGGCGAUAAUCCGACAGUUGAAGACUCUGCUGAAAAGCAGAAUUUUGAUAAAGCAUCAUCUUCAAAGAUGAUGGUGGUUGAUAAGAAUGAUGAUCAUGAUGAUGAUCAUCAUUAUGAUCAUGAUGAUUCCUCCAACAAUACUGCUCCUGAUCUUCGAACAAUUUGCAAGUUUGCGAAGGUCCCGUCCACAGUGCGCUAUUCCAAGACGUGGAAGACCGCCCCGAAGGUCGAUCCGAUUCCAAUUCCGGCUUCCGAAGAGGAUAAAGAAGUCUUGGCGUCUGAGAAUUCUUCAGGAAUGCUUACUGUUAAAUCAGCUGCUGAUAAUGUUGGACGAGUUGGCGAUGUUUAUGAUCUCGAGCGCGAAAAUUGCGCGAGCUCAUCAAGACGGGAAAGAGGGGAGAAGCGAGAUUUAGAAGAGGGUGAGGGCGAUGAUAAUGGGCAGGAAGAGAGAGCCAAAAGAGCUAGAGAUUGGCCUCCUUCUUCUGCUGCCUCUGUGGCUAUGGAGGAAGGUGAUUGCUUUAACAACAUAUCUAAUUUGAGUGAAAAACAAGUUGGUUCACGGGAGGACUCAAUGGUGGACAAUUCCCAAUUCUCCAAACAUGGAGAUGAAGAACAUAGUGUCGAGUUUUCGCAGGAGAAGCAGCUCUUCCCAAGCUCGUUCAAGAUCUGUGACCUUAAUCUCAUGGAGGUUUCUGAUGCGCAUGAGAGUCGUGAUGCCAAUCCGAUUAUGAUCUACCCGCCGAUGAAAAGAGAGGCCUCGCCGAUAGACGUCGACUUGUCGAUUAGUAACUCCACUAAUCCAGCUGGGGAGACCAGUAGAAGACCAAUUGAUGCCAAGGAGAUUGAAGUUAUAGACUUGGAAAAUGAUUGUGCACAAGAGGAGAAGGACAUGGUCAUUGAAGAUAGAAAGACAGAGACAGUGUACACUGAUCUGGAGGGCUUCCCUAACCAUGCACAGAACACCGGUGAUAUACCUGAUGUCCAAGAUGGUUAUGGGCUUAUGAUCUCGGAGUUGCUCGGAAACGAUUUCCCAAAUUGUUCUUCUGUACCUGAGAACAUCAAUCCCUUGCAUAACGAUAUCGGUCUUCAUAAUGGAGAGGGGGCUCUUGCCGAUGACGAUUCGAUAUACAUGUCUCUGGGAGAAAUACCAUUAACCUUCUUGAGGCCCUGGGAGCAGCCACCAGCACAGGAGUAUGAAAAGCCCUUUUGACUCAGAUGAUAAUAUAAAUGUCUCGGAUGUAUAAUUUGGUAUGCUUAUUAUUUACAUCAUUGGCGAUUCUGUUGCAAACGUUUCUAUUCCAAUAGCAAAAAAUUGCUUUUCUUGUCAAUUCCACAUUCUGCUUAUAGAGGCUGCAAGAAAAUGUCUCCUUUGGGCAGAGGUUUAGAGAUAUUGAAUAUUACUUUCAUCUUUUUCUUUUCUCCCUUCGGAGAUUCCACUGUUGCGCCUCAUUGUUCGAUGGAAAAUUGAUAAUCGCAUGUAUUAGGAUGUAUUAAUAAGAAAUCCGUGUCUCGACUGUUUUUCCUCA